Messenger RNA from Paramuricea clavata, 5466 nucleotides. Lineage: Eukaryota; Metazoa; Cnidaria; Anthozoa; Malacalcyonacea; Plexauridae. The record is from the annotation of a GenBank genome assembly.
GCCAGCCAUGUGCAGAAGAACCAUGUAAAAACGAAGGAAAAUGUAGCGAUGUUGGAGGAAACGUCUCGUGUUCAUGCCUUGCAGGGUAUUAUGGGGAUAGAUGUGAACAAAAAGGUACUCAACAUGUAUACUAUUUUCUCUCGUUUGAGGGUUACAAUCAUUGGCAUAAAAUUAUAUUGUUCUAUAAUUAAUGCAUCAGAGAAAAUGCAGCAUAUUUUAUAACCGAAAUAGAUAUCGAUUUUGUUAUUUGUCCAUUUUGACAUAUAUCCAUUUUAAUUAAAAAAAAUUUCCUUUUUGUUAUUUAAAAAAAAUUCAUUAAUUGAUCCAUAAAUUAAAACUGAAUGAAAUCAAUUUAUUGAAAGUUGACGUCGCAGGAAUUUUCCGUAUUGUCCAUGCAAGAACAAUGUAUAGUCUUUCGUGCCUUUCAAGAAAAAUCAUAUUUCACAUAAGAAAAUUCUCCAAAACUCAAUACAAUUGAAAGCAAGGAAAGCAGCAAAUAAAGUGUAAAAAAAAUAAGCCAUAAUUAUACCGUAUUUCGUCAUCAUUUUCAUAAAGUCUUAAUUUAAUAUAACCCAAACCACCAUCCCCUCCCGGUACUUACUGGCCCAUCCAUUUUUACUGACUUUUGUUACCUAUUAUCUCUUCCUUUUACGGAAUGCCAAUGACUGACAUAAGAUAAUAAUUAUUUGCUUUAGAAUGCAAACAACCAUUACGCCUUGGUGUGGAAAAUGGCGAGAUACCUGACUCCCAAAUAUUAGCUUCGUCAGAAUAUGAUGCGAACCAUGGAGCAGUUAAUUCAAGACUGAACUUCCGGGCACAAGGCAGACGCCAAGGCGCUUGGUCGUCAAGACGUAAUGACCUCAACCAAUGGCUUCAAGUCAACUUCGUGCGUCAGGCUACUGUAAAUGAGAUCUUAACGCAAGGUCGCAGCAAUGCGGACCAAUGCGUGACGAGUUAUAGUGUAUCAUACAGCAACGAUGGUCUGAAUUUCUUUGCCUAUCGCGUGAAUGGAGUGGUAAAGGUAUGAAUUAAUAAACGUUUAUUCCUCGAAAUGAUAUAUACAUUUUACGGCUAGUGUGUGAGUAUGAAACGUUCAGAGAUUUUUGCAAAAAUUAAACUGUUAUCAGUAACAAAAUCACAAUUUAACAGUCAAAUUAAACUUACCUGUCAGGAUUUUCCAUACUAAAUCAACUCUUAUCGUUUCUUUAAAAAUUCAAAAAAAUGUUUUACAACUAAAAUUUUAUGUUGUUAAACGAUUUCAAGAAGUUUCGGGAAAUUGAGAUUUCAUUAGUGACUCAUCUGCGAAUUUUCCAAAUAUGUUCGCAAACAUGUCGUGGUUGAAACUUGAAAGUCAUACUUCAUCAAACGUAUGAGUCAGAAAAUAAUGUACUGUUUAAUGCCUCAGUGUAUUCGAAUAAAUAAUAUUACAAUAUGAUCAAAACCAAGGAAUCGAAGAACAUUUCAUUCUCUUCUAGCCUUCCCAUUUGCUCUAUUUUCUAGUUUGCUCUCCGACAUAUAUCUUUACUUUAGGAGUAAUUCCAUACGUAUACUUCAGUGGAAAUGUGAAAAUUUGCAUGCAUGCAUGCGGGCGCAUUUUAUCGAGUAAACACGAAUUCCAUUUCAUCAUCACAAGCUGAAUGAGGAGGAAUAUUGUGGCGUCAGCGAUAAUUUUUAUACGCAAGAAUACAAAUCGGACAUGUCAAACCGCAAUGUACCUAAAGCCUUUGGUAGCAACAACUCAGUCAGUUUAUUAUUUCCUAAAGUAAAAGAAUUUAAGUUGAUCUUUCUACUGUUCAGGUUUUCCGAGGCAACCGUGAUAGGAGCAUUGUUGUUCGUCAAAGUGUUUCUCCCGUCAUUGUUACAAAAUACAUCCGCAUUCAUCCGAAGCAAUGGCAUGGGCACAUAUCCAUGAGGGUUGGUUUCCCUGGUUGUUUGAAAGGUAAUUUAUAAGUGUACAUACAGUGGUCUCAGAAAACGUGAAAUGCAGUACCCUAGGUAUUCGAGCAUGCCCCCGUAAUUCAACAUUUUACUGGCUACACCACUGUUUUUAGGGGGCGGGUUAUACUACUUUUACACGAUCCCUAGGGGAGGGUCACAACUUUUCCAACUUAUAAAUGGGGGAGGAGGGGGUGUUGUAUUAUUUUCAUCAAGUCAUUGAAAAUCUGCACCUACCCUUCCAUCUGCUAAUUUCUGGCGAGUCCUUUCUGAGCCCAAAAGUGUUUUAUAUGUGAUAAAACACGACUACAAGUGCUUUAAAUGGCUUAAAAAACGACUCAGCUUAUAAGAGUUCAUUGGCGAAGUAAUUUUUAAAAUAAACUUUGUCUAAACCGAGAAAAUCAAAGCUAAAGUUUAUGUAAAUUAACAUGAUUUUAUAUCAUAUAUAUAACCACGACACGCUUAUGAUUUUUCUUUGUGUUUUGCUCCUGAAUUAUUAAUGAGUUUUUUAAGUAUAUAAAAGCAACGGGCUCCAUGGGGUUACCAAUAUUUUAAAUAUUUAUUCGAAUAUCUGUACUUAUCGACUCCUGACUAGUUUACAAACUUGCAAUAAGGCCACAUAAAAUAAAUUCCUUGAUUCUCAUCACUACACUUUGAAAAUGUCGAAGAGGCAGGAGGUUUAUAUUUUAUAUUUUACAUUUAUAUAAUUUAAUAUAUAUCAAUAAAUAAAAGUGUCACAAACUGAAAUAAACAUAUUUCUCCACGAACAAUGACUGGCCCUUGAACUGAAUGCGAAGUUCCGUUAAAAUGCAAUGAAAUUUCUUUCAAGGUUCUAUUUGUUUGAAAUUGGCAGUUUAAAAUGGCACUAAAAACUCAAUAUAAAAUAUAAAAAACUUAACUGUCUUGAAAUAUUUUGUCGGGCGGUACAUUAUUGUAUAACAAAAUAUAAAAAAAAUUCACGCGGCUCUUAAAAUACAGUAGGGCGGUGAUCAGCCUAGACCUAGGCCUUCUAGUCUUAUUUAUAUUUUUUAAUAUUCAGCGCUUUUUCACAUGAAAAGACUGGGACUAGGUGAUUUGGGGGCGGGGCGGAGGAAGCAAGCCUAGAAGGCCUAGUGGAUUUCCCAACAACAAGGCCAAAACUGCCCUGAAACUGCCCUGGUUGCGAAAUGCCCAAUUAUUGCGUUCUCGAACAGAAUUAUUUGCAACUUAACGGCGAAUUUAAACCGAUACAGGUAAAAUAAACUCAUUUAUAGCAUAAACUUACUAUUUUUAUUUGUAUACACGUCUAGAAAAUCGGGUUUUUUAUCAUAAAGUUCGAAGCAACACUAUUAUUUAAUAUAUGUUGACAAGGUGUAGCGAAAGCACAAAAUGAGUCCAAAUAUAUACCAAAAGUAGAAUCUUUCAUGAAAUUUUGUCUUAUACACAACUACAUUAAUAUAUAUUUUCUCAAUUUUGGCAAGAAGCAGUCUUGUGUUUGUAAAAUAUACAAAAUAAAACGGAUACAUAUAUUAUUAGCCCGUACAGUACUGUAUAAAAAAACGUACAUUAUUUUGUUUACAAAUGGUAUAUACAAAUAAAAAUAGUAAGUUUAUACUAUAAAUGAGUUUAUUUUACCUGUAUCGGUUUAAAUUCGCUGUUAAGUUGCAAAUAAUUCUGUUUGAGAACGCAACGAUUGGGCAUUUCGCAAUCAGGGCAGUUUCAGGGCAGUUUUGGCCUUGUUGUUGGGAAAUCCACUAGGCCUUCUAUUUUUUCGCUUGCGUCAGGCUUGUGUCCUUCCUCCGCCCCGCCCCCAAAUCACCUAGUCCCAGUCUUUUCAUGUGAAAAAGCGCUGAAUAUUAAAAAAAUAUAAAUAAAAAUAGAAGGCCUAGGUCUAGGCUGGGCGGUGAUGAGAAUCAAGGAAUUUAUUUUAUGUGGCCUAAUGUGAAAUCGACAACUUUCAUUGUAUUUUUAAGUAUUACAUGUAUGUGUCAAUCAUCGUUGUUAAUUAUUGCAAAAUGCAAAGUGGGCGGAAGGCGCUUUUGACAACAUUUUCAUCAGACCUACGUUUCGCCCUUUCCGUCGACGAAUUUUAGGGCGGGUGAAACGUAGGUCUGUUAUAAGGCUAAUAUAACCCAAACCCCCAUCCCUUCCCGGUACUUACUGGCCCAUCCAUUUUUACUGACUUUUAUUACCUAUUAUCUCUUCCUUUUACGGAAUGCCAAUGACUGACAUAAGAUAAUAAUUAUUUGCUUUAGAAUGCAAACAACCGUUACGCCUUGGUGUGGAAAAUGGCGAGAUACCUGACUCCCAAAUAUCAGCUUCGUCAGAAUAUGAUGCGAACCAUGGAGCUAUUAACUCAAGACUGAACUUCUAGGCUCAAGGCAAACGUCAAGGGGCUUGGUCUGCAAGACGUAAUGAUCUCAACCAAUGGCUUCAAGUCAAUUUCGUACUUCAGGCUACUGUAACUGAGAUCUUAACGCAAGGUCGCAGCAAUGCGGACCAAUGGGUGACGAGUUAUACUGUAUCAUACAGCAACGAUGGUCUGAAUUUCUUUGCCUAUCGCGUGAAUGGAGUGGUCAAGGUAUGAAUUAAUAAACGUUUAUUCCUCGAAAUGAUAUAUACAUUUUACGGCUAGUGUGUGAGUAUGAAACGUUCAGAGAUUUUUGCAAAAAUUAAACUGUUAUCAGUAACAAAAUCACAAUUUAACAGUCAAAAUAAACUUACCUGUCAGGAUUUCCCAUAUAAAUCAACUCUUAUCGUUUCUUUAAAAAUUCAAAAAAAUGUUUUACAACUAAAAUUGUAUGUUGUUAAACGAUUUCAAGAAGUUUCGGGAAAUUGAGAUUUCAUUAGUGACUCAUCUGCGAAUUUUCCAAAUAUGUUCGCAAACAUGUCGUGGUUGAAACUUGAAAGUCAUACUUCAUCAAACGUAUGAGUCAGAAAAUAAUGUACUGUUUAAUGCCUCAGUGUAUUCGAAUAAAUAAUAUUACAACAUGAUCAAAACCAAUGAAUCGAAGAACAUUUCAUUCUCUUCUAGCCUUCCCAUUUGCUCUAUUUUCUAGUUUGCUCUCCGACAUAUAUCUUUACUUUAUGAGUAAUUCCAUACGUAUACCCCCAGUGGAAAUGUGAAAAUUUGCAUGCAUGCAUGCCAGUAAAGUUAUGUUCUACUGUCAUGUACGAUUCGUAUUCGGGCGCAUUUUAUCGAGUAAACACGAAUUCCAUUUCAUCAUCACAAGCUGAAUGAAGAGGAAUAUUGUGGCGUCAGCGAUAAUUUUUAUACGCAAGAAUACAAAUCGGACAUGUCAAAUCGCAACGUACCUAAAGCCUUUGGUAGCAACAACUCAGUCAGUUUAUUAUUUCCUAUAAAGUAAAAGAAUUUAAGUUGAUCUUUCUACUGUUCAGGUUUUCCUAGGCAACCGUGAUAGGAGCACUGUUGUUCGUCAAAGUGUUUCUCCCGUCAUUGUUACAAAAUACAUCCGCAUUCAUCCGAAGCAAUGGCAUGGGCACAUAUCCAUGAGGGUUGGUUUCCGUGGUUGUUUGAAAGGUAAUUUAUAA